AUGGGUGUUCCAGCGAUUUUGCAGCUUGUUGGUGUUGAGAUUCCCAACAGAAGACGCUCCUCAAGCUCUAAAUGGUUGGAAUCGCAGCUUCCUUCGCCAAUGCACCAAUAUGAUCGACACUUCAGGGUGAGAUUUCUCCGACCGACUGAAUAUGAUUCGUCUCUGCUGGUAGUGAAACUUGGUACAUUUUGGAGUGCAGUGUCCAGCCUGAUACUCGACCGCGGCAGCGUAGUAGCUUCGCGAAUGCAGGAGCGCCAUCGAUCCGUGCUGGCUCGUAGGACCUCGUCUCGACCGGGCUCCGUGGGAGCCGGAAAGGGCAGCCCAUUUCUUCUAAUAGACAUGGCUCCGCGUCAAGCGAAACACUACAAAGGAAGACGGCAGCAGCCGUCUACGUUGCAGAUUAAAGGGAAUGUGAGCCGACCUCGAGGCAUCCGGAAAGAACUCCAGAGUCCCUGCCGAACAAGGGACCGCUCCUAUGAGGAAGGAACCAUACCAACCAGCCGAUCCCCACUUCCAGCGAGUUGCCCUCCUAUAAAGACCCAGAACCCCCUAAACUUUCAAGUGAAUGACCAUAGACGAAAGCGAGCGUGUGAUACGGGGGAGCCAUUUGGGCAUCAUGUCAAACGUCUUGACAAGCGACAGCGUACUCUUACCAACGCUGGUGAAGACGCAGUGAACGGGACCAGUGAACCAACGAACGCCGAUCUCCCUCUGGUUGCCCAAACUGUCGAUCCAGAUAUUCUCCACAGUCUACCAAUAUCACCGCCAAGGUGUAAACAUAAACGACAGGAUCCCGAACCUAAGCAUUUACCUGAUAAUUCCAAUCCGCCUUCAAAGCGGCCACGAACCGACAUCAAAUUCACAGAAUAUUGGGCGCUUCACGAAUACGAGUGGCCUCAAGAGCCUUUGGGACCCGAUCCUAUGGAGCACUUUAUUGCGCGAUCGAAAACUCCAUCUCUUCGCCGGACGGAGUCAAGUGGUAGUUUGAACACUGCGAGCGAAACGAGUUCACGAGAAGCGAAGAAUAGACCUUACACUGACAAGAACUAUGAUACAUAUCUUGAGACUAAGGGCUGUUUUAUGUAUGACCAUGAUGAUGGUAUUGAUGGUGACAGCAGGUCUGUCUGUCAUCAAAUACUGAACGCGAAUCCCGAGGUCCCUAAGGAAACUGUGUUUCAAGAAGGCGAUUUUGAGUCAACGUGUCGAAGGAUGCAAAGGAAAAAUGAGACUGGAGUUAUUCGCAUUAUUGGUGAAUUAAUCGUUCCGUCAGCAGAGAGUGCAAUUGAUCUCGGUCGGGUCACAUUCCCGCAUUUGGUUGUCAGUGUGAAUGAAGGUUGGGAUAGCUCGAUUUCUCUUGAUGAAUCUCAACAAUUACCACGAACUUUACCGUCUUUACAAGCUCCGCAGCCUUCGCGAUCUCCACAAUUUCGAUUACCAAAGCCGCAGCCGGAUUAUGCUGUGGGUUUCACCCGACAGGUUUUUACUGAAACUCAGCUUGAAAAGCUUGCACCUUUUGUCGGCGAAAUUGGUGACACUUCUUUCUUUAUGAGUACGGCAUUCAUGUACUUUCCGUUUAUGACAGCUGAAGUGAAGUGUGGAAAGACAGCACUUGAUAUAGCAGAUCGACAGAAUGCGCAUAGCAUGACCCUCUCUGUAAGAGGUGUUGUCAAGCUCUUCAGGCUUGUGAAGCGUGAGAAGGAGCUACAUCGACAGAUUUUGGCCUUUUCAAUUUCGCAUGAUCAUCGAAUGGUCCGGAUCUACGGUCACUAUCCAGUAAUCGAUGGAAAGAAAACUACCUAUUAUCGGCAUUCCAUUCAUGAGUUUAGCUUCGCAGCGCUGGAUGGCAGAGAGAAAUGGACAUCUUAUAAGUUCGUGAUGGGUGUGUAUGACGACUGGCAGUCCGAGCCGAGUUUCUCAGAAUCAACCGGGCUUUCACAGGGGAUUGAAGGUGUCGAUGUCCCAAGACUCAAGUCUUACAUCUAUAUUGGGAGAGGAAACCCGGCCGACUCUUCCCAUCUCACAGGUUGCUCCCUCGCGUGCUCCUCCAGUAACGCGGGGAAAUGA
Messenger RNA from Paracoccidioides lutzii Pb01, 2064 nucleotides. RefSeq lists its product as hypothetical. The transcript is spliced from 6 exons. The record is from RefSeq and is a predicted model, not a curated record. Bases 1 to 2064 code for a protein of 687 amino acids.